AUGGAAGCAGGUUUAGGUUUCGACUUCUCCAAUUACGCUCGUAACAAAUCUCUCGAGCCAAAGCUUGGCAAGCCACAGUUGCUCUCCACAGGUACAACAAUUGCUGCAGCAAUUUUUGAUGGCGGCGUUGUUCUUGGUGCUGAUACAAGAGCUACAGCAGGUCCAAUUGUUGCUGUCAAGGAUGAAAUGAAGCUUCACUACAUCUCAGAUAAUAUUUGGGUUUGCGGAGCUGGCAUAGCUGCUGAUAAUGAUAAUAUUAAUGCAGUAAUUUCAGCAAAACUUCGAUUAUUCCAAAUGAACACCGGCUUACAGCCACGUGUCGAUCAAUGCACAAAUAUUCUUGCAAGUCGUCUUUUCCAAUACAUGGGUUACAUCCAAGCAGCUCUUAUCGUUGGUGGAAUUGACUUCCAGGGCCCACAGGUUUACCAGGUUGCCCCACACGGCUCUUUCAGCAAGCAGCCAUUUAUCGCUCAAGGCUCUGGUAGCUUAGCUGCUAUUUCUGUUCUUGAAAAUAGAUGGCACAAUAAAAUGAAUGAGCACGAUUGCAUGGAAAUGGUUGCCGACGCUAUCUAUGCUGGUAUUACAAACGAUCUUGGUUCUGGUUCCCAUGUUAAUUUAUGCGUCAUCAAACGCGAGAAUCCAGAAGAUAAGCAGUCAAAAGUCAUAUAUACAUUUUAUAAGGAUUAUCGUGUCCCACAUGAAAAUGAUAGAAACUUCCGCCUUGAACCUCAAAUUAAUAACAUCGAUGUCGAGGUCAUUAAGACAACAGAGAGACCACUUACACUUCCAGAUGUUCAUCUUGAGAUUUUGGACGAUGCACCAGCUUAA
Molecule: messenger RNA, 828 nt
Organism: Trichomonas vaginalis G3
Lineage: Eukaryota; Parabasalia; Trichomonadida; Trichomonadidae
Product: threonine-type endopeptidase protein
Exons: 1
Coding region: 1-828 (275 amino acids)
Cellular component (GO): proteasome core complex
Molecular function (GO): threonine-type endopeptidase activity
Source: RefSeq, a predicted model, not a curated record